AUGCACCGAUCUACCAUCACCCUCUGUCUCCUGUUUACCCUCCUACAUGUCCUCUGUGCGCUCCCCCGCAGCUCCAGAAGGCAUUCCAGAUCCUCCUCGUUGGAAGACGAGGACAUAUUCUACAAUUUCCUCAGCGGCAGCCUGGAGAUGGACGUGGAGGAAGGCAAGCGGAUUGGUAGGCGGGAGACCGUCGUCGGUCGGAGUCACCUUCACUGCUUCAAGCCAAGUGAGACGUGGUCGGCGGCGCCCAGAACCUAUACGCCGUUCUCCGGAAGCGUGCAGUACCGGGUCACUGUUACCACCGCCCCCACCGAGCCCCCUUGGAAAGUUUUCCCACUCUGGCACCUGAUGAUGUUCAUGAAACGCUUUUACAGCUGCUGCAAGCUUGGGUAUCCCUGCAAGAAAAUCAAAGGUUACCAAGGACGCUUGCUCGGACCUGGAAAUGAGAUGGAGUUUUUCCUGAGACCCGAGUACCUGUUUGUGAACGUGCUUAGGGCACAGCUGCACGUGAACAUUGCCAAUCCUGACAGAGUGGUACUUGAGGCGGAGAUCAGAGUCAAGACGCAGGGGAUGACUGUCGUUGCGAGGACACGGAACACCCUCUCACAAGCCAUGGCUGAGUCCGAAUUGGCCUUUGACACACUCUUCCUCUUCAAGAUGAUGAAGGAGGAACUUGUUAAGGAAGAAAGUGGGACAGUCCAGUUCCUGCUGAUACUGAGGUGUUUUCAGAACCAUCACCAGCUGAACUGUCACGACCAUGGUGUCAUCGUGUUGCGCGCCCCAUUUAUAGUCAUCGGUUACGUUUAGAGCACCAUCAGGGUCGCUGCCAAACCCCACUGUACUCAUUCUUGCACUGUGUUGGAAUUAAUAGUUUGUGAGCGCUAUUGGAAAUGUGAUUGACCAAGCUCACAGAACAUCUACUAGAGCUGACAGGGAGACAGUGUAUAUAAGGAAUAAAUAGACCUCUUCCUGAAGGUGACCCUCUUUUAGCAAAGAGUCAUGGUGAGGAUCACUCUGUGUGGGUUUCAUUGUUUCACAGGGGUCCUACUGGUAGAUUGUGCUUUUUAAUACGAAGACACUCUGAGUGACAGGCUCAGUCAGUAACCAUUGUCUUGACAGAGAGGCUACUUGUUGACAGAGAUCCCAGUUCAUAAGACUAACUCACAGAGACUCAACUUUGAGAUAUAGUCUUCAACUGGGAAUACAGGGCAUGAAAUGUGUAUCAGAAUCCUGAAGUUCAGAUUCAUUCACUGUUGAAGGUGGUGAGGUGUUUGUUUUACAAUCAAGUAUGGCAUAGCUCUUCAAUCGAAGCAUCUAGCUUCAGUGGCUUAGAAAGAAAUGGAUAACUCAAAGUUGACAGUGAUACCUGGGAUCACUAGAUGUACACAGGCAAACUGUGAGGGAGGCUGGGUAACGGGUACCUUGUGAGCGUUAUUGGAAAUGGAGAUUUUCUUCUACCAGAGCUGACAGAGCAAGUGGCUUCCUUGCUGAUUGUUAGCUAAAAGGUCUUAAGUGCCAACGGUAGAAUGUGUCUAAAAUGAUGGUUAAACCUCACCAAAUCAUUGGCAUAAUGGCAGCUUACCUGAGUGACACUUAGUUUAUUGGAGCCAAAUAGAACCAUCUUAAUGAUUAAUUUGAAUAGUUGGUUAUUUAGUUCAUGUCACACACUGCCAAGUGUCAUCCAUUUUAUAUCAAUAUUGGCCCAGACAUUGGACUGUGUUACAUUUAAAUAUUAAAUUAGAUUUGCUGAGGUCCUGUUUAUAAUUUAGUGACCUUUAAAAUAUAAAUAUAGCGGAGUAUGAUCUCUGGGGUUGAAACUAAGGUAAUGGUGGACUCAUUACCUGCAGUCUUGUGCACUUUAGAAUGCAAAUAUUGUA
Messenger RNA from Hypanus sabinus (Atlantic stingray), 1877 nucleotides. RefSeq lists its product as uncharacterized. Bases 1 to 807 code for a protein of 268 amino acids. The record is from RefSeq and is a predicted model, not a curated record. The transcript is spliced from 3 exons. NCBI's taxonomy places the organism in Eukaryota, Metazoa, Chordata, Chondrichthyes, Myliobatiformes, Dasyatidae.